CUUUUGGGCGCGGCUUCUGAGUUCCAGCAGUUUGAGCGCCCCAGGGGGCGUGAGUCACUCAACAGAGUGCGGAGCCAGGAGCAAGUCGCUAAGAUCUCAGCUACUCCUCAUCACUCUCCAGUUGGUGGCGUAUCCGCGCGUCUUACGCGGAGCCCAUGCUGCUUCCUUUUUUCAUCGGCCCUCCCGCGGGGAUACCAACAAACUUUUGGCACCUCUUGCCCCUCAUGCUGGCGCUUUUUGUUUCGUGUUUUGAGUUGUUUUUGCUGGUUCUGCCACAAAGAUUCUUGGCGCCCCCCUUCUUGUGUGGAACCCUAAAAGACCAUGACAACACUUCUGUGGACCUUCUACAGUAUGGACUUAAUGCGCAGGAACCAGAUGUCUCUGCCCGGCUACUGCCUGAACGGCGCGCUCCACGCUAAUGGAGCUCCUUCCAGCUCUAGCUUCAUGCCUGGCUUCAUCCCACCACCUUCAUCCAGUAACCCCCAAAUGCUCCAGCACCUGCCUCCCAGAGCCUUCAGCAGCCCCCCCAACUUUCCGACCGGGACUAACAGCCGCCGCCGUAAUGGCCAGUUGGGGGCAACCGGCACAGCGCUCCGGGAGCCCUCAGGCGCCUACGCUGUGCGGCAGUUCCACCCAGCGAACAGACAGCAUAGCCUGCAGCAGCGGCUGCCUCCGCAGCAGAAGGCGAGUAGCUCUAGCUCCACGGUCACUUCGGAGCGCUACAAGACCGAGCUGUGUCGGCCCUUUGAAGAAAGCGGCACUUGCAGGUAUGGCCACAAGUGCCAGUUCGCACAUGGCUCCCGAGAGCUGCGUACCCUGUCAAGGCACCCCAAGUACAAGACGGAGCCUUGUCGCACCUUCCACAGCAGUGGCUUCUGCCCCUAUGGCACUCGCUGCCACUUCAUCCAUAACGGGAGUGGGCGACAAAUUGUGCCUUCCGAGAGCCCUUCCGAGAGCUCUUCCGGGGAGCCGUGCUCCGCCGAUGACUUCAACAGGGAGUCAGAGCCGGGAUCGCAGACCCCAGAGCCGGGAUCGCAGACCCCAGAGCCGGGAUCGCAGACCCCAGAGCCGGGAUCGCAGACCGUCAGCUCUGUCAACUCUUCGGGUUUACCAUCCCGUCAAGACCAACUUCUUGAGGCGCCUCCGCUGCUCAACGACCAGAUAGUGAGCUCAGGUCCUGUGCCGCACUUGGGCCUCCAACCGCCAGACGCCCAGUCCGAGACACUAGAGAUUGACAUGCUCAUCAGCAGCCUGGAUUCCCUGUUGGGCACCAACAGCUUCGACAGCCUUCUGAGUUACUCUAGCUCCAGCAGCCUGAGUGGCUCUGCAACUCCCAGAACCAAUCCCAGCCGUCGUCUGCCCAUCUUCAGUCGCCUCUCAGACUCUGAUAAAUGAGGCAAAAAAAAAAAAAAAGGCGCCAGUGAUGAGGGAGAGA
Messenger RNA from Peromyscus leucopus (white-footed mouse), 1435 nucleotides. Its product is annotated as mRNA decay activator protein ZFP36L3-like. The transcript has 2 exons. NCBI's taxonomy places the organism in Eukaryota, Metazoa, Chordata, Mammalia, Rodentia, Cricetidae. Gene Ontology annotation, molecular function: metal ion binding; mRNA binding. The record is from RefSeq and is a predicted model, not a curated record. Bases 322 to 1395 code for a protein of 357 amino acids.